Pantherophis guttatus is the source of this 4617-nucleotide messenger RNA. RefSeq names its product prostaglandin E receptor 3 (gene PTGER3). Gene Ontology annotation, cellular component: plasma membrane. Gene Ontology annotation, biological process: inflammatory response; negative regulation of gastric acid secretion; adenylate cyclase-activating G protein-coupled receptor signaling pathway. Lineage: Eukaryota; Metazoa; Chordata; Lepidosauria; Squamata; Colubridae. Gene Ontology annotation, molecular function: prostaglandin E receptor activity. The record is from RefSeq and is a predicted model, not a curated record.
ACGGGAUGACUUGAGAAUCUCCAUAGACGGUGUUAAAGCUCAUCGCCAUCCCACGAUUUCGGGCACUUAAAGGGACCAUUCUGCUUCAUCUUUUACACCGCUCCCUUGAGCCAUGGACUGCAAUCCGCCCCUUCGAUUAAUCCCAUGGGAUCAUUCGCCGUUGAGGAAGAAGGGGAAAACGGGGGGCCAAGCGUCUUGCGAGCCUGUGCACCCAGGGAGGAAAAAAAAACUCCGCGAACCGUAUCCAAAACCCAACCAGGGGAUUGGAGGGAAAAGCGAAGACGGGAAAAGGAAAGACGCCUGGGCUGUAGAAAAACACCACGCCCAGGGAGAGUCCUAGGCACUUUUUGAGCACUCGUGCUUGUGUUGCCGGUUGCCUUUUCUAGUUGAAACCGGAGCGGCGGCCAGACAAGAGACGCCAAAGUGGGAGCGUUUAGUUUUCUCUCCGAGCGAGCGAAGGAAAGAGAGAGAGACACCUGAUGAAUGAAAGCUCCGCCCCCGCGCUUUUAAGAGAGCGGCGGGUUAUCUUCCUCGACCACUUGAAGCCCCGAGGGCGGCUCACUAAAGGCGGGAACGCCGCGAUGGAAGGAGAUCGACUCGCGCUCCGCUCCCUCUCGCCGCCCGGGCUUCUCCUCUCGUCCUUCGCGCGGGCAACAUGACUUUCCUCGGGCUUUAUGGGGGCCGGCUCAACUCCACGCCGUUCGCCAUGGCCCCCCUCGACGCCGCUGGGAGCCUGGAGAAAGGCAACGGCAACGGGACCUUCGCGGAGCAAUGCGCCUCCGUCUCGGUGGCUUUCCCUUUGACCAUGAUGAUCACGGGCAUGGUGGGCAACGGUCUGGCCAUGCUGCUAGCCUACCGAGCUUACCAGAAGAAGGAGAACCAGCGGAAGAGGCCGUUCUUGCUGUGCAUUGGUUCUCUGGCCCUGACGGACCUCACCGGGCAGCUGCUGACCAGCCCCGUGGUCAUCACAGUGUACUUGGCCAAUCGGAAAUGGCGGGCGGUGGACCCUUCCCAGGGCCUGUGUGCCUUUUUUGGCUUGGCCAUGACCAUUUUUGGCCUUUGCCCUCUCUUCAUCGCAAGUGCCAUGGCUGUGGAAAGGGCCCUGGCCAUCCAGGCCCCCCACUGGUACACCGGCCACAUGAAGACCAGGUUGACCAAGAUGGUGCUACUUUGCGUGUGGCUGACUAGUUUUGCCUUUGCUCUCUUGCCCAUGAUGGGCAUUGGGAAGUAUACACUUCAGUGGCCGGGCACUUGGUGCUUCAUCAGUAUGAAGGAUCAUGAAAAUGCCAGGGUGGGCAAUGCUUUUUUUGCUUCUACGUUUGCUUUCUUGGGUCUCUUUUUCCUCGCUGUUACUUUGGCAUGCAACAUGGCAACCAUAAUUGCAUUGGUGUGUCGCUGCUGGUCCAAGAGCUCAACAUCCCGAUCAAGGAAGCAGUGGGGCAGGAUUACCAUGGAAACCUUUAUCCAGUUGCUGGGAAUCAUGUGUGUCCUCCUUGCUUGUUGGUCCCCACUUUUGGUGACAAUGUUGAAAGUGACUUUUAAUCCCAACCCUAUGAAUCAAUGCAGAGAAUCCUGUAACCAAACCCAAAGUACAGAACAGCAGCCAGAAUGCAAUUUCUCUUUAACCCACAUCCGCUUGGCUUCACUGAAUCAGAUCCUGGACCCCUGGGUUUACUUGCUGCUUAGGAAGAUCUUGGUGCAAAAGUUUUGUCAGGUAGCCCGGGCCAUUUCAUGCUACCCUCAGGACAAAUGGAAGGGGCAACAUAUCAUUUUACCCAACAAAAUCAGACGCACAACAGUUUGAAUCAACUUUCAUAUCGUUACUUUCUUUUCAAACACUCAAGUGUUUUCCUUACUGUGAAUCUGGGCAUCCAGCACAUGUCCAUUUGUGUCUGUAAAUAAAUUGUAGGGAAAUUAAGGUUAAGUGGAGUUCUUUUUUUAAUUCACUAAUUUAAAUUUAUCUAAGCAGGGGUAAACCUGAUUAGAUGAAGGCUACAGACUAAGUUUUUAAAAAAAUGGCAGAAGGUGGCUGUGGCAAAUCAGUUUCAAAUGCUGCCAAGAAAAUUGUGUGUCCAUGAAAUCACCAGCAAUUAAAAGAAUUCUGGUAGUCAACAUUGCAUUUUUGAACAUUAGGAGGAAAGAACUAUGAAUGGAAAUAGGCUAUUGCAAUAUCAGAAAGCAUCAGGGAAUAAUCAUGUUUCCUGGGUCUGAAAAAUGUGGUCAAGGACCUGUGCAAUAUUGCAGAUGUGUCAAAUUUUAUAUUUAGUAAAAACUUGCCAAAUUUGAGAUUGUUCUAUUGAGGAUUUGAUUGGGCAUGUGACUGAUUCCCAUCUUGCACCAAGUCAAAAUGUGAUUUUGGGGUUAGGGUUAGAAAUACGUUAAACCAACCAAAUUUUAAUAUGUUGUAUAAUCUAUUUUAUGAUAGCAUUAUAUUUACAUGUUGCUGAAUUCCAAAUAGAUAUUGUUCUGAUGUAGUUGUUUAUGCAGUAGUACAUAUCUGAUUGUUUUCUCAGUAAUUAUAUUAAAUUGUCCAUUUAUUUUAUAUGCCUACUGACUGUAUUGGAUCCUUUGGGUCCAAUUAAAACAGUCAAAUUCAUAUUCUAUUGAAAUCAAUGUAGAAAGUCCAGGCUAAAAUCUCAAUUAUUUCAAUGACGCAUGUGUCCUGAAACCAAUCCAUAUUACAUAUAUAUUAAGAUAUAUAUGUAAUUUUUAUUAAAUAUAGUUAAUAUAGGCUCAUACUAUAGUUAAAAUAUUUCAUGUGAUGUUUUAAUCCAAUAUUAAUUUUUCAAAUUAAGUAUAAUUUUCACUGGACAUCCUUCUAUAUAAAAUAGACCAUUAGCUAAAAUGUGGAUUAAUCAGUCUUUCUGUAUGUGGCAUCUUCCAAUUCUUUUGAACUCCAUUCAGCCUCAGACAAUACAAUCACUGGGCGGAUGGCCAUGUAUUGCAGUAAUUAUAAUCUAAAAUUUAGAUAAGCUAAAUUGGAGAAAUCUACAUGGCAUAAUAUAUGCAUAUUGGCAUAACGCAUGGAUUUCAUAGAAUUUAGUUCUUAGAGAAGUCAGCAGGCACAUAGGGAUGAAUAACAUUUACAUAUAAUUCAAAAGAGGUAAUUAAAAGCUAGAAAGAAAACAAAAAGAACAGAAAAUGUCCUGGCCAGCAAUCAACACACAGACAAGCAGAAAUUAAUAAAAUGAUUAAUACCAGACACUGAAAAUAUUACCUAGCCCAGUGGUGGGAUUCUAGCGGUUUGGACAGGUUUGGGCAAACCGUUAGCUCCGACUUUGAGCCGUUCUCUCUUUCUUUGAAGUGGGCCUGCCUGCCCACCCCUGCAUUACACUCACCUAUAUUUCUGCUUCCAAAGCCCAGCUGAUCGGGGCGGCAGAGUGGAUUGCCACUCCUCAGCUGUUUCCUUGCUCUCAGCAACGCAGAAGUUCAAUUUUCUGCAAACUGUGCACAUGCACACAGCACACGUCUGGCGCAUGGGUGCGGUCAGAAAACAGUUAUUAAACUUGUAGGAUCCCACUCCUGACCUAGCCUGAUAAUGAAACUUCUGCAUGAAAACAACCAAAUUCAGGGAGCACCAAGGACUCCACAACCAAAUUAGUUCCAAUCAAAUUAUUUCAAUUCUCUCAGUGGAAUAAAAUAUUUUAUAACAGAUAUGUAGGAUCACUGAAGAUAGACAAAAUACUACUUAACCUUUUGUUAAGCUUUUAGCUUUGCAGCUAUACAUACUUUUAAUGGCACUUACAAGGUCUGGUUAUUCUUUUCAUCCAAGCAGCCGUUUUUUAAAAAAAAAUUAUCAGGUUUUCUGUUUAUUAACUUAUUCUUUUUAGCUAUUUUAUAUUACAUUUCUUAAGUAUGUUUGCUCAUUUAACUGUACCCAAGAACUAUUAAAAAAAGAAAAUAAAUAAUAUAACCAAUUAUUUAAAUAACCAAAUUAUAUUAACUGUUCUUUUCUAUAAUUGUAAAACUAAUUUAUCUAAACAUAUAUUUUUUCAUUUGUUUCUACUAUAUUGUAAAAUUGUGACUUUAUUUUUAAGAAAGUAAUUUUCAAAAAAUUCACAAGCCAAUGGGAAACGAUGUUCAUGUGAAGCAGAUCCUAUCUUGGUGCCACAAACAGUUGUUAAUACAUACUUGUAAGAGGCAUUUUGGAAAACCAUUAUAUUUCUAGUUUAGUGUCAUAGUUUGAUUUCCCUUUCAUAUUAGAAAAAGUCUAGAAGUUUAUUGCCAAUUCUGAAUUUGCUUGUUUCUCUUGCUGAAAAAAAAACUGGGGAAUCUUCACACAGCUGCGGGAAGAGCACUGUCAGACUUUCAGUUGCAUCUCAGAGUUACCUAGACAAGUUGAAGUCUUGCAGUCUUGUGAUCAGGGAAGCAAGGCCAUGAAAUCUUCGUCUUGGUGCCAAAUUUUAAUAAAAGCCCUGAAAAUUGGUCAUUAAGAAUGAGCCUCUGCAUAGGCUUGAACAUCCGGUGCUGUGCACCAAGGGCUUUGGACUAUCUCCAUUGCUUGAAACAGGGCUCCCAGCAGCUGAAGGAAGAGUAUCUAGCUUGGUAUGUUGCUUUUUGGGGUUUCUGUUUAAUUUACCUGCUAUAGUUAAACAAUAAAGCUUAAACUUCUCCUUA